CCAUUCCAUCUCACACUCUCUCUCUCACUCCCUCGUUCAGUUCUGGCUCACAUUUCUGAAGAACAACAUAGUGCGCAUUGCGCACCUCCCUCCCUCUUCUCUCGUCUUCAUUCCAAUUCUCCCUAGCUAUUUCCUCAGAGAAUCCCAAACCCUAGAUCUCAACCUCAACCUCAAAACCUUCACUUUUUUCUGUUGAGCUCGAGUGGCUAUGGCGGCUCAGUCUGCUUGGCUUCUAAUUUAUUUCUUGACGGCGGCGUGGCUCGCAGUCGAGAACGAGUAUAUUGCUCUGGCUUCGACGACGCUGUCGUUGAGGCUAAUUCACCGCUUCUCAGACGAAGCAGCGAAGGCGCUCAAGUUUUCGCCGUCGGAGACAAACGGCAGUGCCGGAGUGUCGCCGUGGAGGAAGAAGAGCAAAGACUAUUACCGAGUCCUGUUAAGCAAUGACUUCCAUAGACAGAAGAUGAAGCUCGGUGCUCACUACCAACUCCUCUUCCCUUCUCAAGGCAGCAAUACGGUGUCGUUCGGAAACGACUUCGGAUGGUUACAUUACGCAUGGAUUGACAUUGGAACUCCAAAUGUGUCGUUUCUGGUAGCAUUGGAUACAGGGAGUGAUUUGCUUUGGGUUCCAUGCGAUUGCAUUCAGUGUGCUCCCUUAACUAGCGCUUACUAUAGUUCUCUGGAUAUAGAUCUGAAUGAGUACAAUCCAUCUGAUUCAAGCACCAGCAAGCAUUUAUCUUGCAGCCAUCAGUUAUGUGAAUCAGGUCCAAACUGCAAAAGUCCUAAGCAGCAAUGCCCCUACAAUAUAAAUUACUACACGGAAAGCACAUCAAGUUCUGGAUUGCUAGUUGAGGACAUGUUAAAUCUUGCAUCAGGCAGUGAUAACACAUCAAACACUUCUGUUCAGGCCCCAGUCAUUAUAGGAUGUGGUAUGAAACAAAGUGGUGGUUAUUUGGAUGGUGUGGCUCCUGAUGGUCUCUUGGGUCUGGGACUUGGAGAGAUUUCAGUUCCAAGUGUUCUUGCUAAAGCAGGAUUGGUUCGGAACUCUUUCUCAAUGUGCUUUAAUGAGGGUGGUUCGGGGAGAAUUUUUUUUGGGGACCUGGGACUGGCCACCCAACAGUCUACUCCAUUCCUGCCUUUAGAUGGAACAUAUAAAACCUAUAUUGUUGGGGUGGAUGCUUGUUGUAUUGGAAACUCUUGUCUUAAGCUGACGAGCUUCAGAGCAUUGAUUGAUAGUGGGGCAUCAUUUACAUUUCUUCCAGAUGAAGUAUAUGAAAAAAUUGUAAAGGAGUUUGACAGACAUGUCAAUGCUACAAGGUCUAGCUUUGAAGGAUAUCCUUGGAAGUAUUGUUAUAAAUCCAGUUCACAAGAAUUGCCCAAAGUUCCCUCUGUGACACUCAUGUUCCCAUUGAACAAUAGCUUUGUGGUCCAUAAUCCUGUUUUUAUAAUCAAUGGCAAUCAGGGUGUUGAUGGUUUUUGUUUAGCCAUACAGCCAACUGGUGAAGAUAUUGGAACAAUUGGACAGAACUAUAUGACCGGAUACCGGAUGGUGUUUGAUAGGGAAAAUUUGAAGUUGGCAUGGUCCCGCUCAAAUUGUCAAGAUCUUGGUGAUAGUAAGACAAUGUCCCUAACUUCCCCUCCAGACGGCGCACCAUCUAAUCCAUUGCCGACAACUGAGCAGCAGAGCACCCCUGGCGGGCGUGCAGUUUCUCCUGCUGUUGCUGGAAGAGCUCCCGCCAAACCAUCAACUGCCUCAACUCAGCUCAUCUCAUCCAGGUUCUGUUUAUUAAGAUUGCUGCCGGAGCUGCUUCUACUGUUAAAUAUUAUUUCAGCCUUUAAAGCAAAUACUGGCAUCUUCUAAUAGAUCUUCAAUGAUUUAGGUAGUCUUACAUGUAAAUCCUGUGUUCCUCUUCUUCAUCCUCUACUUUUUAAUUUUUUUUCUUUCUUCCCAAAUAUAUAAAUAUGUAGCUGUCAUCCAAUGCCAUCAGUUUUUAUCUUUUGGGUCAUUGGGUUAGUUGGGCCUUGUAGGAACAUGUAUUGUAUUUUUUAGGUUUUAUUAAUAUAUAUCCUUUGGUUUUAUCCGCUCA
This is a messenger RNA of Quercus robur (English oak), 2084 nucleotides long. Its product is annotated as aspartic proteinase-like protein 1. Gene Ontology annotation, biological process: proteolysis. Lineage: Eukaryota; Viridiplantae; Streptophyta; Magnoliopsida; Fagales; Fagaceae. The transcript is spliced from 10 exons. Gene Ontology annotation, molecular function: aspartic-type endopeptidase activity. The record is from RefSeq and is a predicted model, not a curated record. The coding region runs from base 209 to 1858 and encodes 549 amino acids.